Molecule: messenger RNA, 2383 nt
Organism: Drosophila innubila
Lineage: Eukaryota; Metazoa; Arthropoda; Insecta; Diptera; Drosophilidae
Gene: Fatp1
Product: long-chain fatty acid transport protein 4
Exons: 4
Coding region: 77-1951 (624 amino acids)
Biological process (GO): triglyceride homeostasis
Cellular component (GO): endoplasmic reticulum
Molecular function (GO): long-chain fatty acid transmembrane transporter activity; long-chain fatty acid-CoA ligase activity
Source: RefSeq, a predicted model, not a curated record
AGUUGUAUUUCGUUAUUUUUGCGCGACAGUCGCAUUCGCUUUGGCAUUCGCCUGCGUCGUCUACACGUUCCACACAAUGGGUUGGUUUUUUGCGGUGCUCGGUGCGCUCAUCGCUUUACUGCUAACAAGGUCUUGGCGCUGGUUCUACAUCGCGGGAGCAACAGCCAAACGAGAUUUAACUGCUCUGUGGGCCUAUGGAAAACUGCUGCGUUACACGAAAAAACACGAACGUCUCAACUACACGGUUGCCGAUGUCUUCGAGAGGAACGUUCGUGCGCAUCCGGACAAGGUGGCUGUGAUUAGUGAAACCCAGAAAUGGACAUUCCGUCAGGUCAACGAUCACGCCAAUCGUAUAGCGAACGUACUCCAAGCACAGGGUUAUCAAAAGGGCGAUGUUGUCGGUCUGCUGCUGGAGAACCGUGCGGAAUAUGUUGCCACCUGGUUGGGUCUAUCCAAAAUUGGUGUCAUCACGCCGCUGAUCAAUACGAAUCUUCGUGGUCCAUCGCUGCUGCAUAGCAUCACAGUUGCCCAUUGCAAUGCUCUCAUCUAUGGCGAGGAUUUCAUUGAAGCUGUCGCUGAAGUAACCAAAGAUUUGCCCGCCAAUCUCAAGCUCUUCCAAUACAACAACGAAAACAAUAACACACAAUCGGAGGCCGUUAAGCAGUCUAAGAAUCUAAAUACACUUUUGUCUGCAGCCAGCGCUGAGAAUCCCGGCAAGACUCAAGUGGCACAUCAUGACAAGCUCGUCUAUAUCUACACAUCGGGCACAACGGGUCUACCUAAAGCAGCAGUUAUCUCCCAUUCACGUUAUUUGUUCAUUGCCGCUGGAAUACACUACACGAUGGGCUUCAAGGAUGAUGAUAUUUUUUAUACACCCUUACCCCUAUAUCAUACCGCUGGUGGCAUCAUGUGCAUGGGACAGUCUGUGCUCUUUGGCUCCACAGUGUCCAUAAGAAAGAAGUUCUCGGCCUCUAAUUAUUUUGCGGAUUGCGCCAAGUUUAAUGCGACGGUUGGUCAAUAUAUUGGUGAAAUGGCACGUUAUAUUCUGGCUACCAAAGCCUCUUCCCAUGAUCGUGCUCAUCGUGUGCGUUUGGUGUAUGGAAAUGGAUUGCGUCCACAGAUUUGGCCGCAAUUCGUGGAGCGUUUUAACAUUGCCAAAGUGGGUGAAUUCUAUGGUGCCACCGAGGGCAAUGCGAAUAUUAUGAACCAUGACAAUACAGUGGGCGCUAUUGGUUUUGUAUCCCGCAUAUUACCUAAAGUUUAUCCGAUUUCGAUUAUACGCGCCGAUCCCGAUACUGGUGAGCCCAUAAGGAACAAGGAUGGCCUCUGUGAGCUGUGCGAACCGAACGAACCGGGCGUCUUUAUUGGCAAGAUUGUGAAGGGAAAUCCAUCACGCGAAUUUCUGGGUUAUGUGGAUGCCAAGGCAUCGGCCAAGAAGAUUGUCAAGGAUGUGUUUAAGCAUGGAGAUAUGGCAUUUUUAUCUGGCGAUCUGUUGGUGGCCGAUGAGAAGGGCUAUUUGUACUUUAAGGAUCGCACGGGUGACACAUUCCGCUGGAAGGGCGAAAAUGUGUCCACCAGCGAGGUGGAGGCGCAGGUCAGCAAUGUGGCUGGCUACAAGGACACCGUGGUCUAUGGCGUCACCAUUCCACAUACCGAAGGACGCGCUGGCAUGGCUGCCAUCUAUGAUCCGCAAGGUGAACUCGACUUGGAUGCAUUUGCCGCGAAUCUUGCCAAAGUUCUGCCUGCAUAUGCGCGUCCACAGAUACUGCGACUGCUCACCAAAGUGGAUCUGACGGGCACAUUUAAGUUGCGCAAGGUGGAUCUGCAAAAGGAGGGCUACGAUCCCAACCAGGUCAAGGAUGCACUGUACUAUCAAACACCCAAAGGACGCUACGAGCUGCUUACGCCCACAGCCUACGAGCAGCUGCAGCGCAAUGAGAUUCGAUUUUAAGGAUAAGAAUUAAUUUCUUUUCCUUUUGCCCAAUUAUGCUGUUAAUUAUUUUGUAAGCGACUCCCCAACAACUGGGAGAUUUGAACUAUAAUUAAGGUUGGAUUGCGCAUCCGAGUAUUGCACUUUUUAUUAUAUAUACUAGCAUAUAGUUAAUUUGUGCAUUUUUGAUUUAGAACGCAUUUUGAAUAGUUUUGUAACAGGCUUUCCCCCAAAACUUGUUGUUAAGUGCAUUUUAUGUGAGUGUUUGCGAGAAUGUUAUCAGACUUUUAUUAGCAUCUACAUUUAGAUACAAUUUUAUACUUUUACCUAAUAUAUUUUGCUCUGAUUUUUAUUGUCUGUAAAUAUGAGCCGCCAAUCUGGUUUCUGUCAAUCCUCAAAGUCUACUCCCAUGCUAAUCUAUCAAUAAAAAGUUCUUUAUUAAUUAUUAUUUUA